UACUCUGAGAGCGAGUUUAGCAGCAGUCAGAUGGUGGAAUGCUUCGGAGAGAAGCAAUCCGUUCGGUCCAUCAUUGCGAAAGGAAAAGGGGCGGUGAUAGAGGAAGAAGAGACAUGGCAUCUAAAGACGUAACUGCCUCUUGUUUCGUCAGUGUGAGCAGGGAUAUUACAGAGAGUAUCAGGAAGAUUGUUGACAAGUCAUCCAUCAAGUUUAUACGCGGCAUUAAGCUUGACACCAAAAAUGGCAAGUCAGAGGACCGGAUACUGGUCCUCACAACAUGGAGACUCUAUUUCCUGACAGCCAAGGUUCCAACAAAGAUUGAGGUGACAUUUAACUUCUUGGAGAUCCGAGCCAUGAACAGUCACCCAGAGUUUCAGGUCGUCAUAGACUUGGACAAGUCCACUUAUUCCCUGAGGCUUCAGUCACGUGACCACCUCAGUCAUGUGGUCAGCCACGUUAACUUUGCCCUGUCCAGAAUAUUCAACAACUCUGUUUUCUCUCCCUCCAUCUGUCAUUCAGACAGUGACCUUUCUGAGGGAAGCAGGAAGUACUCCCCCAGCUCAGAGACGUCUGUUGAAACCCAGAGGGCCUGUGGAGGGUUUUCCGAGACCUACGCUGCCCUGUGUGACUACAAUGGAAUCAGCUGCAAGGAGGAAGUGCAGUGGGAUGUGGACACUAUCUAUCACUCUCAAGACAACAGGGAGUUUAACCUAGUGGACUUCAGCCACCUGGAGAGCAGAGACUUGGCAGUGAUUGUGGCCUCAAUGGCAUACAACACCUGGUUCACCAAACUAUACUGUAAGGACCUACGCAUAGGGUCAGAGGUCAGUGAGCAGGUUUUGCACACACUCAGUAAGUCCUCCAGCCUAGAAGAGCUCACUCUGGAGAAUGCUGGUCUCAAAUCUGACUUUGCGCAGAAGCUGUCAGUUGCGCUCUCAGAGAAUCCUGCUUCUGUCAUCCACUCUCUGAACUUGGCACACAACACAUUGGACAACCAAGGUGUGUCUAACCUCAUCCAGCAGGUGUGUCGUCUCAGCAAAGGACUGCGUCUCCUCAACCUCUCCAAGACCUCCCUUAACUCCAAAGGUGUGGUGUCUCUGUCUCAGGCUCUGUGCUCCAGUGAUGAGUAUUCCAACUCUCUACUGCACCUGGACCUGAGCAAGAACCCUGGGGUCCUGUCUGGGGAGGACGCUUCGAAUCUGUACCUUUUCCUUUCCCAGCCUAAUUGUCUGGUCCAUUUGGACCUGUCUGACACUGACUGUGCUGUUGACUCUCUAUUUGGGGCUCUGCUGAGGGGGUGUUGUGCUGAUCUCUCCUACUUGAAUCUCUCCAAAAAUUCCUUCUCACACAGGAAAGUGAAGGAGACCCUGCCGUUGUUCCGUCAGUUCUUCAGCUCGGCCUUCAGUCUCACCCAUGUCAGCCUGGCCUCUAUGAAGCUACCCCCUGAUGCCCUGAGGUCUCUUUUCAUAGGUCUGACCACAAACCCUCACAUUAAUGACCUUCACCUGGACAUCAGUGGCUGUGAGCUGAAAUCUGCAGGAGCUUCUGUGAUCCAGGAGCUGUUCCCCAGGGUCUCCUCCAUCGCCACUCUGGACAUCUCUGACAACGGGCUGGAUGCAGACCUUCUCUCAGUCCUACCAGCUCUCUCCAGACACACCUCCCUAAAGCACCUGUAUCUGGGCAAGAACUUCAACAUCAAGAGCAGCAGGGUGCUGGAGGAAAUCCUACAGAAGCUGGUCCAACUCAUACAGGAGGAGGAAUGUGCCCUCCAGUCCCUCUCCCUGGCUGACUCGCGGCUGCGUUCUCGCGGUACAGUGCUAGUAAAUGCCCUGGGUAGUAACACCUGCCUACGUAAAGUCGACCUGAGUGGGAACAGCCUGGAGGACAUUGGAGCCAAGAUGCUGAGCAAAGCCCUACAGAUCAACACCACACUCAGGAGUGUGACGUGGGAUCGUAACAACACCUCAGCUACAGGAUUCCUGGAUGUGGCUCGAGCCCUUGAACAUAACUUCACCUUGCAGUACAUGCCCCUCCCCCUCAGUGACAUCAGCCAGGCGUACCGUAGCACCCCCGAGAGGACAGAGCAGGCACUGACCAAGAUCCAGCGUGCCCUGCUGAGGAACAACCAGACUCAGCGCUUCUCUCAGAGACAGGCUCUACGGCUGCACCAGGGCCUGGUCACCAGCACUGCUGAACAGGUGAUGGAGCGUCUGUGUGUGCGUGUACAACAGCAGGUGUGUGUGCUGCGUGGAGUAGGGGAGAUGGAGGAGAUUCAAGCUGCUAAACAAGUGCUGAAGGAGGCCAGGAACUCUCGCGCGCUGUACCCCUCCCUCUGUGAGCUAGCUCAUGUGCUGUCAGUAGAUGGGCCAGUCAGACAGAGACUGGACUCACUGGCAGGAGAACUGGCCAAGGCAGCUGACAAGGAACUACAGGUGAUAGUUGACUCCAUGGUGUCUCUCUGUCGUGAGCUGUGUCCGCUGUCCUCCUCUGCAGCAGAGAGAUUGAGUCCUCCGCUCUCGUCCGUCUCUGAGCGUGUGUCCAUCCCUCGCUCAGCCAUCCGUACGGCCCUGAUGGAGCGAGCAGCUCAGGACAUCCACCGCGCGCUGGAAGAGGUGAAGCUCUCAGUGGUUUCCUAUCUCACCAACUCCAUUGUGGAUCAGAUCUUGCAGGAGCUCUACGCCACUCAAAAGACCCUGACGCGUCAGGUGUCCCAGGUGAAGCGUUGGGAGGGGACAUGUGAUGGAGGGACAGGUCGGAGGUCACACAGACACAGAGACUCUCUGGACAUCACAGACGAGGAGCUGGGCACCAGCAUAGACACAAUUGCCAUUAAGAAGCACAGCUCUAGAACUAGGCGAAUACGACCUGUUUCAACCAGACUGAGCCUGUGUGAUGACUCCAGCUCCUCCCCGCCCCCCUCUACGUCCUCUUCUUUCUCAGCCCUCUCUCGCUCCGCAUCCUGUGAGGGGCUGUCUGAACUCCCUACCCAGGGUGCACCUCUACAUCAUGUGACGCGGGUUAGGCCGAGGCCCCCACGGAGACACCGAGCAGGACACGCCCCCUCUGACACACAUUGCACUGAAAAUGGAGCUGUCACUCCUCUUGAUGAUGGACUCCCAGAUUUCUACUCCAAGAGAGUUCUCCCUGAUAGUCAGUUGUCCUCUCUCCAUAAAGCCCACUCUCUCAGGCGAAAGAAAAGACGCAAUAUGCUGGCCAUCUUUGGUUUCCGUAGGAACCGCAACUCAACUCUCUCCAAUCAGGGGCCAGAGUCUGGCGGAGAUGGGUGUGGGGAGGAGUGUCACACUGUUGCCACGGCACCCACAGGGACAGCCACUGAGAAUGUCUACACGCUGCUGCAGCCCCCUCGUUCUGCUGCCAGGGCCUGCUCUCCUGGUGAGGGGGCUGAUGGGAAGGUGGAGGACCAGAGGGGGGAAGAGCCAGUAGGCCUGAGCCUGCAGCCACUGCAGAGCAUACCACCACAGCCUGGCAUGCCGGGCAGCAGACACCCCUUCUACUCACCCAGCCAGCCAUCAAAGCUAGAGACAGCGCACGAGCAACCUGCAGAUACUGACAGACAUUGGUCAGAGGACAGACAGGUGGACAGACAGUGGACAGAGGGGCUUCACACAGACAGAGAGAGGACAUUAAUAAGACCAGCUGACAGACACUCUGACCGGCACUGGACCGAGGACAAACUGUCAGACAAAACAUGGACAGAGGGAAGAACAGCAGAGAGACAGAUGGACAGAUAUUGGACAGAGAGCAGGCAUGCAGAUAGACUCAUGGAAAGACAGUGGACAGUUGACAGACACACACAGAGACAGAUCGACAGACAGUUUGAUCGAGAUAGACAGUGGACGGUGAGCAGACAACAGACAGACAGAAAGUGGGCAGAGGGACGACUGACAGACAUACAGAUAGACAGACAGUGGAUAGAGAGCAGGCAGUCAGGCAGACAGUCUGACAGACAAGCCCAGGGACAACAUCUGGCUCAGAGGCCUCUGCCCCCUUACCCAUCAGACAGGACUCCAUCACCUAAAAGUGAGACUGACUCCCAGAAAAACAUGGAGGCAACUGUGGACAGACAGAAGUACUCUGACACACAGACAGAUAGACAUCUGCACUCAGACACUGCUGUAGGACAGGUGGAAGGGUGGAGGGGUGGAGGAGAGGUUCCCCCUGGACGGGUUUCUAUGAAUGCAUCUAAACCAGACCCUCCUCCCCAAAGCAGCAAACCCAUCCAGUCCAAACUGAGACAGAGACAUCUACAGGAGAGCUCUGGUGCAGAGGAGGAAGCAGACGGAGAUAGGGAUGGUGGAAGAAUGGAAAGGAAAGAGAGAGAUCGAGGCAGAGAUGCAGAGGGACAGCCACCUCCCAUUCCUGAAAAGCCAAAGACAUCCUAUGUGUCUUCUCCAAUUGAGUAUGCAAAUGAAAGGCCGAUCCCACAUCUUGCACCAUCUGCAUUCAACAAGCCAGUGCUGGGAUUGGCUGACAGGGCUUUCAGUCAAGGUGAGGAAGCAGUGAGACCUCAAGCCCCAGUGAAACCCCAGAGGACCAGAAAGGCUAUGUCUUGUGACACAGACAGCGUCAACUCAGCGUCUGUUAACAGAGAGCUGUUGUAAUGUCGAUGGAAUUAAGCUGCUUCAGACCAACCAACCAGAGGGUUGUCAUGACAACUGGGCAGCAUUUUGUCCGAUGUGGAAGAGGAGAAAUAUGCGAGGGAGAAACUAGACUCUAGAGAGAGAGAGGGAACACACGAAUACAGAGAGAGAAAGGGAGAGAGGGGGAGGGGAAGAUAAAUGUCUUAGAGUGCAAAAUGAUACGGACAUCGCUAAGCAUAACUUACCUACUGCGGUAUUAUUGGAACACACACAUGCUAUUCCUAGUCGGUCUCUGUCUGUCCCUUGCCCUCACUGUCUGCUUUCCUGUCAUCUCAAUGGAAACCUGCUGAACUGUUUUGCAGCUAUUCGAAUGGUGUUUGCUACUUUUGAAAAACUACUGAAUUGUUGUCUGCACUUACAAAAUGGCUAAAACACUGUCAUGCUAUAAUGCUAAGGGGCCAAACAUUGGAGCAUUUUUGAUGUCAUUAUUGAGAGUUACACUUUAUUUUGUAUUAUUAUUGUUUAUGUAAACUAAGCUAUGUGGCUAAGCUCGACUAAAGAAAGGAAUGUGUCUAUUAGAAUGUUAUUUCUAAAUCUGCAAUGCAAUUUGACUGCUGUGAACGUUGAUUGCCAUAGUUGAAACUUGAGAAUGAGUUGUUGCAUAUUAUUAAAUGAAAUAUUUAUAUCUAGUUCUGCUUUCAUGGACUGAAAGGUAAUAUAUUUUAUAGAAAAAUUCAAUAAAAAAAUAUUGUAUGAGUAUACCCUAUGAAUGAAUAAAAAUGCUGUACUGGAA
Messenger RNA from Oncorhynchus tshawytscha (Chinook salmon), 5394 nucleotides. Its product is annotated as capping protein, Arp2/3 and myosin-I linker protein 3. Gene Ontology annotation, biological process: cell migration; regulation of Arp2/3 complex-mediated actin nucleation. The transcript is spliced from 39 exons. NCBI's taxonomy places the organism in Eukaryota, Metazoa, Chordata, Actinopteri, Salmoniformes, Salmonidae. The coding region runs from base 39 to 4622 and encodes 1527 amino acids. The record is from RefSeq and is a predicted model, not a curated record. Gene Ontology annotation, cellular component: plasma membrane; lamellipodium.